CCUCAACUCUCCUCGUAAAACACUGCCAUCGCAAAGUCGACUUGACCGGCAAUGUCACGCCAGGAAGAUGGUGAAAAAAUACCUUCGCUCGAAGAGUUGAGUGCGUUGGACUUGAUCAACAUGCUGUCUUCCAAGCUCGAGCAAAGCGACGCUUGCCAACGCGCACGUCAGCUCAGGCAUCUUGAAGCGCUGAUCAAGGCUGCCGAGACCGCUGCAGCUCAAGCUGAGCGGCGUGACCUGACUGCCCGCGUACCAAUCAACCGUCUGCCCACUGAAGUGCUCCAGGAGAUAUUCUUGACGAGCUGCACUGUCAAGCUAGCUGAAUACAGAUCUAAGCAUUAUCAAUGCAACAACAUUAUGACUCUCUGGAACCCAACUUGGAUUGACAGGGGCAGAGCAGUCAGUCUCAUGCUCGUCUGCCAUCAUUGGAAAGAGAUCGCCUUGGAAAUCCAGGAGCUCUGGAAUGGCAUUGAAACGUAUCAGAAACCUGAAGAUCAUAUCUUGCCGGCGAGGCCCGCUCAAGGUGCUGGCUUGCCGCGAAUGGGAAGCCACUUAUCAACAUGUUGUUGCGCACGCUCUCCAAAAUAUGGAGCAUUCAUCUCGAAUUCAAGAGUUGUACUGGACAGGCCUUACAUAUCGCGACAGCAGAAAUUAUCUCGGGGUGCCAGCACCCUUGCUCAGGUCUCUCGCAUUGCAUGGGUUCCAGGGUGACAGUGCGCCACUGGCAGAUGGAUCAUUCAAACUCUUCGACAACGAUACCCCGUGUCUGGAGCACCUGUUACUGUCACGUUUGUUUUGGCUGCCCAGCAAUGCAUUCGCCAAACUGACAUUCUUGGCGCUCGACAAAUGCGAGGUACCCAAAGCUCCCAUCAAAUUACGCAGCAUGCUUGCGG
Laetiporus sulphureus 93-53 is the source of this 893-nucleotide messenger RNA. RefSeq lists its product as uncharacterized. Bases 52 to 711 code for a protein of 219 amino acids. The transcript has 3 exons. The record is from RefSeq and is a predicted model, not a curated record. Lineage: Eukaryota; Fungi; Basidiomycota; Agaricomycetes; Polyporales; Laetiporaceae.